AUUGUGUUCGCAAAGAUGGCGUUGAGUAAAACGUUUGGACAAAAACCAAUAAAAUUUCAACUUGAGCAAGAUGAGAACUUUUACAUGAUUGGUUCAGAGGUCGGCAACUACCUGCGUAUGUUCAGAGGCUCUCUGUAUAAGCGGUACCCGUCACUAUGGAGACGCCUCGCAUCCGUUGAUGAGAGGAAAAAGAUCGUAGCAUCAUCGCACGAUCAUGGUUACGCAACUUUAGCCACCAGUGUGACCCUGCUGAAGGCGUCGGAGUGUGAGGAGAUCUUCGAGGGGAACGAUGAGAAGUACAAGGCUGUGUCCAUCAGCACAGAGCCUCCGGCUUAUCUCAGGGAGCAGAAGGCGAAAAAGAACAGUCAGUGGGUGCCUACCCUGCCCAACAGCUCCCAUCAUCUGGACGCAGUGCCUUGCUCCACCACUAUCAACCGAAAUCGAAUGGGACGUGAAAAGAAGAGAACCUUUCCAUUAUGUUUUGACGACCAUGACCCUGCAGUCAUCCAUGAAAAUGCUUCCCAAGCAGAGGUCCUGGUGCCCAUCCGCCUAGAUAUGGAGAUUGAUGGGCAGAAACUCAGAGAUGCCUUCACCUGGAACAUGAAUGAGAAGCUUAUGACUCCAGAGAUGUUUGCUGAGAUCCUUUGUGAUGACCUGGACCUCAAUCCUCUCACCUUCGUCCCUGCAAUCGCCUCUGCCAUUAGACAGCAGAUCGAGUCCUACCCCACCGACAGCAUUCUGGAUGAGCAGAUGGAUCAGAGGGUCAUCAUCAAGCUAAACAUUCACGUAGGAAACAUCUCUCUGGUGGAUCAGUUUGAGUGGGAUAUGUCAGAGAAGGAGAACUCUCCGGAAUCGUUUGCUUUGAAGCUCUGCUCUGAGUUGGGCCUCGGAGGAGAAUUUGUCACCACUAUUGCCUACAGCAUCCGCGGACAGCUCACCUGGCACCAGAGGACGUACGCCUUCAGUGAGAACCCUUUACCUACCGUGGAGAUUGCCAUUCGUAACACAGGUGAUGCUGACCAGUGGUGCCCUCUACUGGAGACCCUGACAGACGCAGAGAUGGAGAAGAAGAUCAGGGACCAAGACAGAAACACAAGACGUAUGCGACGACUUGCCAACACCGCCCCCGCCUGGUAGAGAAUUAACAUAGUUGGUGCUGCCACUCAAUAAGCUUAGUCUCUGAAUGGGCCCUGGGGUUGUUGGAAGCCUUUGCACAGAUACACACAGCACUCUGCAUAACAUUCCUCCGGCCUUCUGACCUCUUCAAUUUACAACAGCAUCACACACUCUCUAGAGACACCAGGACUCUCAACUCUGAUCUGGCAUCAGCCAGACUUCACAGUGCCCAAAGGUUCAGCUCGGACUUCACUGAUCAUCAGUCAGAUCUUAUUAGAAUGUCUGUCAUUGCAGUUUCUCUGGUCUGCAGAUAUAGACUGAUCAAUUACUCUGGUUGUAACAGGACAUUGUUGAGAACGUUAAAGGUGCUAAUGCAUACAAUGAACUUGACUUUCUUUUUAUAAAAUAAAGAAAAUAGAGAAUUGUUUGUCUAUGGUUCUCUGUUUUUCCAUUUUUGUUUUCACAAGUAAAUUGUGUCCAAAAUCACUUGGGAAAUUGUUUCUAUUUUUUUAUUUUUCUAAUCUAAUGCAUUACAAAUUAUAUUAUCGAUAUAAUGAUAAACACAUAAACAAUACUUUUACAGCAUUUAUUAAUUUUAGUUAAUGUUAAUUUCAACAUAUACAUAUUUAAAUCCAAAUGUUGUAUUUGUU
Molecule: messenger RNA, 1766 nt
Organism: Xyrauchen texanus (razorback sucker)
Lineage: Eukaryota; Metazoa; Chordata; Actinopteri; Cypriniformes; Catostomidae
Product: SWI/SNF-related matrix-associated actin-dependent regulator of chromatin subfamily B member 1-A-like
Exons: 9
Coding region: 16-1137 (373 amino acids)
Biological process (GO): regulation of transcription by RNA polymerase II; chromatin remodeling
Cellular component (GO): nuclear chromosome; nucleus
Molecular function (GO): transcription coregulator activity
Source: RefSeq, a predicted model, not a curated record